CGCUGAUGUCAAAGCCGAAGCAAACUUCGUCUAAUAUCUCGUUGCAAUAUCUCGUUGCACCAAAGCAAUUUCCCCCGUCAACGUAACGAGACGCAAUUCUAAAUCCAGUUCUCCUUUUCCUAACCCCCGUGCAAAUCGUCAAUUAUAAUAUUGAACACUAAGCUCCAAAUAGACCGUUUUCCCCGCAAUGGAUCCGGAUCUCGAUUCCGGCCUCUUCGGUAUCCAGCUGUCCGACUCCGAGGACGGAAGCAACGACUCAGAACCCGCUGAAGGGACUCGGCCGAAGAAAGGAGGAGCAAGCACGCCCGUGGACCGGACGGCCCAGUCGGAGGAAGAAUUUCAGGCCGUGCAGAGGGAGUACCGAGUUAAAGUUGAAAACGGAGAAAUAUGGAAAACCAUCCAACUCCCCCUAGGACCAGGCCGGGUUCCCAAACCCGAAGCUCAAGCCCUACUACACGCGGUUGAAGAACUAUACUUCUUCCGGCGGUACUCCGAGGGCGCGAAACUUGCGCAAGCUAUUCUAGGUGGGGAUGAGAGUGAAAAUAUUAAGGAAAAGGGACCAUCUGGGCUUGACGAGGAUACUAAGAAGUUGCUACGGUAUUAUGAAAAGAAAUGUAAUGAGAAAGUAUAACCAUAGAUGAAGAGAAGACUAAAAAGGCUGAUACCCCCCGCUACAUAAAAGUUUACCACAAAAUACUACUAUUGCAGUUCACAAGUCUAUAAGCCAGCUAAAAGACAAUUAAUAAAUCAAUAGGAGAAGAGUGAUUAUCUUUAUCCCAUAC
This is a messenger RNA of Daldinia decipiens, 782 nucleotides long. RefSeq lists its product as uncharacterized. The coding region runs from base 188 to 631 and encodes 147 amino acids. The record is from RefSeq and is a predicted model, not a curated record. Lineage: Eukaryota; Fungi; Ascomycota; Sordariomycetes; Xylariales; Hypoxylaceae. The transcript is spliced from 2 exons.